UGUAGUCGUUAUAAACCCUGAUAGUGACAUGACAAAUCAAACUGCAUUCUGAAAAACAGCAGGCAAGCCAACAAAUAAAGCAGGUUUUUGAAGAGGUCUCCUUCAAAAUAAGAAAAGAUGCAUGGUCGAGUGAAGAUUAAAUCUACAGCCCAGCAGGAAGAGGAGAAAAGGAAGGAGCGUGAGAAGAAGCUGAAGAUAUAUGUGGCUGCACGCGAUGCUUGUUUUUCUAAGAGGAAUGAGGGUGUUUGGGAUGACGAGGCUCUCCAGCUGACCCAGCAGCUCCUAUCCUCCAAUCCUGACUUUGCAACCCUCUGGAACUACAGAAGAGAAAUCCUCAUGCACCUGGAAACUGUGAAAGAUGAGGAUGAAGUGCAGAAGAUUUACGAGGCCGAGCUGUCGUUUCUGGAGUCUUGCCUGAAGGUGAACCCGAAGUCUUAUGGCAGCUGGCACCACCGAGGCUGGGUCUCAGCCCGCUUGCCUCGACCGGACUGGGCCCGAGAGCUGAGCCUGUGUGACCGUUGUUUAAGCCUGGACGACCGCAACUUCCAUUGCUGGGAUUAUCGCCGAAUGGUUGUCAAGAUGUCUGGCGUUCCCGUGGAUCAGGAGUUGGCAUUUACCGAUCGUCUCAUUGGCUCCAACUUUUCCAACUACUCCAGCUGGCACUACCGCAGCACCCUACUGCCUCUGCUCCACCCGGAGUCACCCGAGCCGCCCUCACCGUGCCGCGAGCCUCCCCAGACCUCCCCUCCACCAUCUCCUCAAACCCACUCCCACCGUGUCUGUGAAGAGCAGCUACUCAAAGAAUAUGAGCUUGUACAAAAUGCUUUCUUCACUGAUCCCAACGACCAGAGCGCCUGGUUCUACUAUCGCUGGUUAUUAGGCAGAGCGGAGCGUGAAGAGAUGAUAAGCUGCGUGUAUGUCAGUCGGGAUGAGGAGAGAGUGGCUGUUGCUUUCUCCAGACCUGUCAAUGCGCAGUCGGUCGGCCUGCUGCUGGUCCUCGACGGUCAGCCCCAGAGAGUGGAGUGGAGGAGUGUCCACCCGCGCUUUAAACACAGCCCUGUCUGGAUCUGCGAUCUCCCUCCUGGAACGAUAAACGACAUCUCUAAUGAACACAAUCUGACUGUGCACUGGACAGAAAAACACACUCACAGGGACUGUGCUCUGUACACAGGUCGAGCUGAGAGCUGGUGUCGGGACUCUGCUACCGAUCAGGAACUUUUCAGGAGUGAACUGUCGGUAGAGAAGACCUCAGUGUUACAGUCGGAGCUGCAAUCAGUCAACCAGCUACAAGAACUGGAGCCACUCAAUAAAUGGUGCUUACUGACCAUUAUCCUCCUGAUGAGGGCACUGGAUCCUCUGGGGUAUGAAAAGGAGACACUCGCUCAUUUCCAAACACUCAAAGAAGUAGAUUCCAUGCGCUCUGCAUACUACAGUGACUUGUGCAGCAAGUUUAUGAUUGAAAACACCAUCCUGAAAAUGGAGUACGCCGAAGUGCGCGUCUUCAGUAUUUCUGACAAGAACCUGACCACUUUAUGCCACCUGGACCAGCUGUUAUUGGUUACCCAUAUCAACCUGUCUUCUAAUCAGCUGCAACAGCUGCCUCCUCAGUUCGCUAUGUUGCAGUGCCUGGAGGUCUUGGAGGCUGAUAACAACUCAAUAGAAAACCUGGAGGGGGUGUACCACCUUCCCAAACUGGAAGAAGUCCUCUUGAAGAAUAACAAAAUCUCCACGCUGGCAGAUCUUCAGCCGUUGGCCUCCUGCCCCAAGCUGAAGCGCCUUGAUCUCCGCGGCAACCCUGUCGCUCAGACGCUCAACGUGGAGUCGGAGUUGGCCGAGCUGCUGCCCUCAGUCACGGACCUCCUGCUCUGAUCGGACGCAGGGCAGGAAUCACUGCCGUCAUUGUCCUGUCGUUCAAUUGUCCUUCACAUUCUCUGUGGUGAAAUGAGCAAGUGGGUGUUUUUUUUUUGUUUUUUUUUUUGUUUCCAAAGUGUCUUGUGACUCUGUUUGUUCCACCUGUUUGGGAAAAUGUCAGUCACAGCAACCCCUGAGGGUCUGAAGGCCUGAUACUUCAGAGCACAUGUCGGAAACCUCUCAACACCUUCAGCAAAACGUCUACAUUUAUGUGUGAGUGUUUAUGUGUGAGCGAGUGCGUAAUAACCAAUGUUGCAAGUCUUCAUGUGUGUGCGUGUCCGGAUGUCUUUAACACAACACACCCUAUUGCAUGCAGAAACCUCGAUAAAGGAGAAAAUUUAAUAUGGAUUGGCGUGCAGCGAUGCUGGCUUAUUGCUUCUAUAAGCUUUAACGGUUGAGUUAGAAGAAGAGCUCAUACUGACAGAGCAUUGCAUAGUUCUCAUACACAUUUUUUUUAAAAGGUUGUGUAAAGCAUUUAAUAUAUGACAUUAUACUGUUGCACAGUAAGUCACAGAUUCAGUAAUAAACAGCACACAUUGUGUCACUGCCUUCCAAUAA
Molecule: messenger RNA, 2469 nt
Organism: Stegastes partitus (bicolor damselfish)
Lineage: Eukaryota; Metazoa; Chordata; Actinopteri; Pomacentridae
Gene: rabggta
Product: Rab geranylgeranyltransferase subunit alpha
Exons: 17
Coding region: 118-1869 (583 amino acids)
Biological process (GO): protein geranylgeranylation
Cellular component (GO): Rab-protein geranylgeranyltransferase complex; cytoplasm
Molecular function (GO): zinc ion binding; protein binding; Rab geranylgeranyltransferase activity
Source: RefSeq, a predicted model, not a curated record